CGAGUCAAAUAAAACAAGCGAAACUGUAAAUCGUUGCCUGACAGUUCUCCUGCACUGCCAUGCUCGCGAGUGGGAUGGGAUUGGUUUCGUUACAUCUAGGACAGCCUCUUCUAGGAUACCAUUGGCCAAGAACGUCCCGUACUGUAGCGUUCCAAACAACAAGUACACGUGUCUGCACCACUGAGAUAAAGUAGCUGGGACAUUGAAGUGUCCUGUGAGCACAGAGAACGAGCCGUCCUGAAAUACGCCGACAGAAUAAGCACGAGUAUGACUUGGCAUUCUGGAGUCAUGCUUGAAAAUAGGGGAUUGUAAAAAAACAGAAAUUGUGCCAAGUCUAGUGCAUUGGAAUGCAUAAGAAAGCAGAGUGACCAUCAUUAAUCAAAUCGGAGUUGCUUCACAAAAACUCAUCCAUUUGCACUUUUAAAUCUGGCUGUCAACGAAGCGCAGCGCGAUGAAGCUCCAGGACAUUAUUGCAGAGAAAAGCAGUCUGUGGAUCUUCGGAUAUGGCUCUUUAGUUUGGAAACCAGACUUCAAAUUCAUGAGGAGCAAAGUCGGCUAUAUUAAGGGAUAUAAGAGGCGCUUCUGGCAUGGAGAUAAUUUCCAUCGAGGAGACAAAGACAUGCCUGGAAGAGUUGUCACUCUGGUGGAGGAUCAUGAUGCUUGCACCUGGGGGGUUGCGUACGAGGUCACUGAUUCCCAGGUGGAGGAGGGCUUGCAGUACCUCCAUGUGAGGGAGGCCGUGCUAGGGGGCUACGUCACCAAGAUGGUGGAGUUUUCUCCUAGAGAGAAGAGCCAGGGUAAGAUACUGGCCCUGGUGUACCUCGCUACCUCAGACAACCCCAUCUACCUUGGGCCCGCCACCCCGUCCGAAAUCGCGGCCCAGAUCGCCACCAGCAGGGGCAACACGGGCCACAACAUCGAGUACCUCCUCCGCCUGGCUGACUUCAUGAGGCUGUGCUGUCCCGAGGUCGAGGACGAUCACCUGUUCUCCAUCGAGGCGGCGGCGUUGGCCCUCCUGCUCUCAGCUGAAGAGGCCAACCUGCUGUGACGUCAGGCUGGACACCUGCUGUGACGUCAGGACACCUGCUGUGACGUCAGGACACCUGCUGUGACGUCAGGAUGGACACCUGCUGUGACGUCAGGCUGGACACCUGCUGUGACGUCAGGCUGGACACUUUUGGCAGCCGGACGCCACUGUUCCAGACAGUCCCACCACAUCAACAACACUACUGUGAAGACAGCAUGAGACGCUCCGCUCUUAAACAGGGUUGAUGUCGUCCGUGCUUUUUUUGUUUGAAUGAUUGUGGUUAUAAAUGCCUGUGAGAUUGAUAGAUGAGUUUGUCGGUUACAUGCUGAAAGUGCAAUGAUAACAGAUGUACAGUUUAUUUAGUGAGAAGGUCUGUAUAGGCGUUCUGACUUUCUGUUGCAAAAUAAAGACUCGUACCGUUUGACAAUAAGCUCUUACAUGGUUGUUGAGGAACAAUAAUAUUUGAUAUUGUUACAUGUCCAAUCUUGAUGGACUUUGGCACUGUAUUAUUCUCCUGAAUGUUGUUUGAAUUGAACAUGCGGUACUGUUUUAAAGUCCAUUUGAAGUCUUGAAGAAUAUGAUUGUACAUGCUUGUUUUUAACAUGUACAUGCCGUAUGACUGUAUCUGUUUUAAACUGUUUGAGAUGUAGGUAAUCUACUGUUCCAUUUGUAGAGGCUUGUGAAGAUUAUUGUGUCGCUCAAAGCAUUGUGUUUUAACAUGUUUAUUUAACUUUUUAUAAAAGUUAUUAUUUUUGUGUA
Messenger RNA from Hypomesus transpacificus, 1786 nucleotides. RefSeq names its product glutathione-specific gamma-glutamylcyclotransferase 1-like. The record is from RefSeq and is a predicted model, not a curated record. Gene Ontology annotation, molecular function: gamma-glutamylcyclotransferase activity; glutathione specific gamma-glutamylcyclotransferase activity. Bases 452 to 1048 code for a protein of 198 amino acids. Gene Ontology annotation, biological process: glutathione catabolic process. Lineage: Eukaryota; Metazoa; Chordata; Actinopteri; Osmeriformes; Osmeridae. Gene Ontology annotation, cellular component: cytoplasm. The transcript is spliced from 3 exons.